AAAGCUUUUGUUGGAAAAAUACCAAAUAUCUUUCCGUAACUUUGGGUUUUCGGUGAAAUGGAUGCCGUGUGUUUGUUGGUUGAGCAUUUUUAACAACCCACGCGCGGGAGCUCGAAAAAGGCCAAGUGUGAAAUGUCCAAUCACUAUGAAAUUCCUUCGUGGGCCGGCAAGCCUCCCACUGGUCUUCAUCUGGAUGUGAUGAAGGAGGACAAGUUGAUUCAGAAGCUGAUGAUCGAUGAAAAACGGUGCUAUCUAUUCGGGCGCAAUCCUCAGAUGAACGAUUUCUGCAUUGAUCACGCUUCAUGCUCCCGUGUACAUGCUGCAUUCGUCUACCACAAACAUCUUCACAUUGCUUAUUUAGUAGAUUUGGGCAGCACACACGGAACGUUCAUUGGAUCAGUUCGGCUGGAGGGCCACAAACCUACGCAGUUGCAGAUUAACAGUCAGUUUAGUUUCGGUGCUUCCACACGCCAUUACAUUCUCCGCGAAAGACCCACUGUGGGGUCGCGAACAAACAUCAUGGAAGAUAUUCCCAUGAUGGACACCAGUGACGGUACAUUUCUGGGACUACCGGAAAGCCAAACCGAGCUGGAUAAUCUCACCGAGUACAACACGGCGCACAACAGACGCAUAUCCAUGUUGGGAAUUUCUGAUGACAGUGGCACAAGCGGAGGUGCUGGUGGCCCCGGUAGUGCGGGCGUGGUCAGCGGUGGUUCUUAUAAGAAGAACAAAAAACGUAAGCGGAAAGGAGUGGCCUUCAACGAGGAUGAAAUUAUUAUCAAUCCCGAAGACAUCGACCCAUCGAUUGGACGCUUCCGCAAUCUAAUCCAGUCAACCGUGGUACCGGUGUCGGCGAAACGAGCGAAAAUGGAGGGACAAAACAGUAUGGGCAUUAUUACUUCUCCCCCCUGCAGUAUCAAGCCGGCGGGCUUCCCCCUCCAUCCGCAUCAUCCCAUUCAGCCGGGGCAGAGCCAUCAGUCGCAGAGUCUCUACCACGGCAUCGAUCCGUCCGAUGGAGCAUCGUCGUCCGUUGCCGGCCACGAUGGGCGAAGCUUCGACAUGGACACACUGGUGAGUGGUAUGACCACGAAGCUGGGCAUACUGCUUCCCAAUCCGGCGCCAGAUGUGAACCCGACCCCGGCAGCACCCCGUGAAACUGCCGCCGUCGUCAACGUUUUCGCUACAGCCGGACACUCCUCUGCGCCUGGCGGUGGUUUGAAUAGCAACGUCAAUCUGGGCGACAAACCGAACGAGACGUCUGAGGAACCGAAGAAGAAGAAGUACGCCAAGGAACAGUGGCCUGGACGAAAGCCGCUUGGAUUGGGAAGUUUUUAAGGAACUUUUACGAACAUCAUACUUACGUGUACACGGAUUAGCCGUCGCUGUAUGCGUUUCUUCUCGCUAACUCUACCUUAACCCCUUACAAUGUACAGAAGCAUAGGAAGAUGGCUUUUGAAUAAAAGCGUUUAAACACAAUUGCCGGUUGCUCGUUGCUCGGUUGCACGCAUUGCUCGAAUCGGUCCUCUGUGGGGUAAAAUUCGUUUGCCUUUCUCAAGAGAUUGCCCUACGGACAAUAUUAAACGCUGUAGCAAAUGCGUCCUUAUAUUUUUAAAUACCACACUAGAUACAAAGGUCAAUUUAUUUUCCUUCUGUUUGCCAUUACACAUGUCCCCGCUAUGUUCUGCACAGUUACCGCUACGAUUCCUCCACUUACUAUUCUGCUACAUUCACUUAGACGAUUACAACGGCGUUUUAUUUGAUCAACGCUCUCUUGCACAUAAGUUAUACUUUAUUGACAAUUUCUUUAUCUACCGGCAAAACGAAUAAACGCAAUAUCCGAU
Anopheles bellator is the source of this 1841-nucleotide messenger RNA. It is a transcript of the gene NiPp1, whose product is annotated as nuclear inhibitor of protein phosphatase 1. NCBI's taxonomy places the organism in Eukaryota, Metazoa, Arthropoda, Insecta, Diptera, Culicidae. Gene Ontology annotation, cellular component: nuclear speck. Bases 133 to 1335 code for a protein of 400 amino acids. The transcript is spliced from 5 exons. Gene Ontology annotation, molecular function: mRNA binding; protein binding; protein serine/threonine phosphatase inhibitor activity. The record is from RefSeq and is a predicted model, not a curated record.